UAUUUGGAGAUCUAGAAGUGAAAACCUCGAAGAUAGAAGUAGUACAAGGAGCACCGUACACUCUGGUGUGUAGGAUGUCGAGCAAGUCCGCUUCAGCAGUUUACCCUGUUAGCAUCCUCUUCGAUGAAACAGCAAAGACUGGUGGGGUAAGUUUCAAGAUGAUCAACUUAAAGGAAAAAACCCUCUGUCUAAAACCUAAGAGCAAUCCCACUUUCGAAAACGAUCUGGUUAUCUUUGGGGCAUGUGCAGAUAUACAAGACAAGUUUUACCGAGUAAACACUGAUUACAUUUUUCACAGCUUGUCUGGUCUCUGCUUCGGACUCAGUGAUAAGAAGGCAGCCGAUGGGACUGGUUUAAUAAUGACAAAAGACUGUGCUAAAAAUAAAUUUACAACAACAUGGAGUGAGAAAUAUGGGCAGCUAUAUGUGGAGGUGGACGGAUCAAAACAAUUCUGCGUGGCAGGACCUACUGCCAGCGCCUUGUUAGACGACACGGCGGAAUUGAAACCACUUUCAACAUGUAACAGUUGGGGAGACGCUGUUAAAUUUCAGACACCUGAGAUUAAUUACGUGAACAUGACGUUGACAAGGAAUGACAGCGCUGUGUACUCGGAUAUCAUGUAUAAAAUAGCGAAGUUCGAAACUACCAACGAGGGAAGGUACCGGUGCAUGGUUUCCUGCUCAAACAAUAUCCUGCUGCCUUCUGAGCAGGCAGUCGACAUCUACCAAAUAUAUGUCAGCAAGCAACCUCCGACGGGAAUCGCAGCCAACGUGGGCACAUUAUUCGAGAUGUCUAUGACAAUAACGUUCCCGAAGACAAUGUCGAGUUCGAGAAGACCACCCGAUACAAACAUCGACUUUCUUGAAUAUUUGGAAGAAGGAUACAUCAGCAUCACUCCUGUUGAACACAAAAUUGACUGGUCAGAAGAAACAGCAACAGUAACAGCUGCGUUCAAAGUAACCACUCUGGAGCAAGGGCUUAAGGACUACGCCCUGAGAUUAAACUUUACUAAAAUUGGAGGUGUUGGAAGUCUGAUUAGUAAUAAAACCUUGCUUGUGGUUCAGAUGACAUUCAACAAAAACGAAAUAAUAACUGGUCUUGAUAAUGAAGAUGCCACAACAGUGUGUUACGGGUACUCCACCACUUCUGCUACUAGUGCCUGGCUUGUCAAGGUUGGGGACCCUACCGCCGAAAUUCUCUUCAAAACAUCAAACGGUAAUUUUGACAUCGAAACCAGGAAGACAGAGUUCACAGUAACUUUGAAAAAGGUCUCGCAGAAAGACAUUGGUAACUACACCUGCUGGAUAGAGUUUGCGAGUGCUACUCUACCAUCUCUAACUAGCUCAUAUCUCAAGCUUCUGUAUAUAGAGAAACAACCACCCUCCUUCUUCGCGGGAGCGAGGAACGGAGAGGCCUUUGUGAGUGCGACUAUUUCCUAUCCUACAGGAGGCGGUGUUUCUGUAGCCAAGCCAACAGCAGAAUGGUUCACGUACACGGAAACUGAAGUGGAAGUUGGAGGAGUAAAGGAAAUACAGAAAGCAUACGGGAAUCUAGAUACAGCAGACGAAGUUACACUGACAGCAGAUGAGAGUGAUAACGCGCCUACUGGAAUAAACAGUACUCUUAUCUCAACUUUGAAAGUUGGAACUGCUCAGAUAGAACAGAAAUACAUGCUGAAGGUCACCUACGGGGAGUACCCGGCAUUUACUCUCCAAUCUGCUGCCACAUCGCUCAUCAUACUUGAGGUGAACAUGAAAAGAGGUCACGUGGAGGCAGUACCAGGAUCAGAUGUUGCUAUUACUUGUCAUGCUAAAGAUGCUACUAUCGUUACCAGUUUUGUGUGGUAUAAGGAUGGUGCGAGCUACAAAGGAGACGCUAAGCAGAGUGCACGUUAUGACAAAGAAAAGGGACAAACUGAUGUCACAAUAGAGUGGCUAGGGGUAGCGAAAGAGCAAGAGGGCACAUUCUACUGUGCAGUGGUGUUCCAAACCGGUGGAGCUAAGGGAAGCAGUCUGGGUUCACAGGAGAUAAAACAGACAGUCUUCACUGUGAUGAGUUAUACAGUGCAACCUCCCUUUUACACCUUCGUCACUGCUAAACACCAACAGAUCAUAACGUGCCGAGUAACUGUUCCUGGGGACGGAGACCCAGCGCUGCAUCCACACCCCACGGUUGUCUGGAUUGCAAGCACUGGAAAUAACACUGGUGAAGUUACCUCUAAGGCAAUCAAGGAGAACAAUGUUGAGUACAUGGAGUUCACCUUCCAAACCCCUCUCGUACCCUUCCCUGAAUUUGGUAUGACAUACCAAGCAAACGUGACCUACGAAAAAAUAGCCUCCCCAGGUUCCAUUCUCAGUGAUCUAACUACAAUCCAGUUCCGGACCGCGGAGAUAGAGAAGAAAUCCUUCAACAACUUGGAUCUAUCGUUCAGGAAGUUCUACGUUGUAUUAGGAGCUCAGCUGCGGAUCACGUGCAAUGUGAAAAGUAAUAAGGAAGUCGCUAAGGAGUCCAUCAAGUGGAUAAAAAAGGAGGGGGACGGAACAAAAGAAAUAACAUUUGACGUUCCUGGAAAGUGUAACCAGGCCCAAACACCGGAGAAGCGAACAGAAGAAACAAAAACGGAGGAAACAAAAGAGGAAACAAGUACAGCGGAUAAUUGUCCAGGGAUCACCCAGGCAAACUCAACUAGGGCAGGACUCAGUACUUACAACGUAAUAACAUUUGCUGCACUAACCGACGCGUACCAUGGUUCCAAUGUAGGCUGCUCAGCCACCUUCACAGAUGAAGACGGAUCUACUGCCUCUUCCGGCGAAGACUGGGGUGAAAUAUAUGUUAUCAAGAUCACAGCUCAACCAAACGCAUACGCCUUUCAACGCAUCGGAGGAAACGUUGAUAACGUUAAGGUUACGUAUCAGAACUCUAAUCCAAGUUACUUACCUGCCGACUGGCAAUGGUGCCAGAGUGAUGAUAAUCUGGGAGUGGUCAACCAGGUGUGCUGGGACCACAACACACCACCAGGAGUGUUCGCGUAUGACGAGAUGGCGUAUUCUGACACGUCACUCACGAUAGUGGCUAACGCCACAACUGCGGGACACUUUUACUGGGCGAAGAUAACGUAUGAUAAGAAACUUCUGGAUACGAAAACAUCCAAUAUAAAUGUUUUGGAGUCUUCUAAAACUUAUCUUAUACUUGAUGCACUGUGUUCGACCAAUAAGGAUGUAAAGUUCCAAAAGUUCCCAAUAGUAACGGAAGAAACUUUUGGAUUUGAAUUGGAGAUAGGGGACCUGAUGAUUAUAUACGGCACAACUAAUAUAGAGUUUCCCAAACAAACAUCUUCGUUCUCCCUCAACUGUGCGACCAAUAAGAAGUUUAUCAAGGUGACAGUGGACUCCACCGCAGGUGUGGUAAACCUACAACCAACCACUGACUCCUGCGAAGAGGCUGACAUGGGGGCCAGCUCAGAUCUACCCUACAACAACGCACCCGGCAAGGUGGAGCAGAUCAUGAUGGUGAUGACUAAAUCUGCUUAUGUGGCCUGGACUACUAAAAUGGGACAGAGCAGUAAAUCCAAUGUGUUGUUUAAUGUAAAGACGGAGGCAAGUGAAGGAAACGUGGUCGAGUAUCAUGAGGAUUUCAAGAAGAUAGUCGGGAUCAACCCUUAUGCGGAUGGUUCAAGGACUCCGCAAGCUUUUACGGUGGAAGGUUUAACAAUCUGUGCUACCGAACACGGGAGCAAGCUCCUGGAGAAGGCAGGAGCAAUGCCAAUAGAAGAGGACUACAGUAUAACAGGGGUGGUUAGCAUCCAGUGGAUAAACAGCUGGGGAGUGAUCUGUGACCUGGACUGGGACACUCCAGAUGCUACAGUCUUCUGUAACAGUAUCAGGGGGAACGGUGGUAUCCCCAUAUUUGGGGUUAGCAAGAAGAUCUCGUCCCGUGAGAGCGUGUGGUUGAGUAACAUGACCUGUUCGGGGGCUGAGCCGUCCCUAUACACGUGCCCUAAUACGGGCUGGGAUAUAGUGGAUGGGGGAGAUGGGUGUGGGAAGAAUAGCUACGCGGGGGUUCAGUGCUUUAAGAACGGGUAUCAGGAUCUCAAGCUGAUAGGAGAUUAUGAUUGGGUACAUCAUAUUAUUUGGAAGGGAUUGGUGGCCAUUAAGUAUAAUGACCAGUGGGGUUCUGUUUGUUCAGCUACACCAUGGACAAGAUUAACAGCAUCAGCGGUGUGCUUCCAGCUCGGACUGGGUUACGGAGAAGCUACUUUAGAGAAAGUGGCAGGUAGACUCAACACAAGCUGGUCUCACCCAAUGAACAUUAAGGACGAGCCCCUUCCUCUUAUAUGGCUGGAUGAGGCGGAGUUGGAGGCAAAAUGGGACAGUGUGAAUCUCCAAGCACAGAGCACAGAGCAGACAAUCAAACUCGAUGAAAAGUACAUGUACUACGUGGAAAACAAAACCUUCGAGUUGGUAACAACUGAGAAACUCUCCGCCACCGCCACAAUCGGGCUCACUUUCCUAGACUCAAGUGGAUCACCCAACGGCUGGAUCAUGAUGACUGGCACUACUGUCAGGUACUCGUGUACCAACCAGUCAAUUGCGUACACAAGUGAUAACAGUAAUGUAGGGGGGAUCUUUGAGAUCUUUAAGACCCCGAAGAGGAUUGAAGUUCAGUUCCAAAAGGUUUUGUUUUUGAACUACACCUUCACUGCUGGUUGCGAUCUGGAGGAACAAGCGUACGGGUUCACAUUUCUUUCAGAUGCUUAUCCGAAACACACGGCUACCACGACCAAGUUCAAAGUACCAAACCGUGUAGCGCACAUAAUGGACCAGCGACUAACCAAAGGGUUCUGGGGCCGAGCUCUGACUCAAUUCUCAAAAUGUAACGAUACUCAAGCUAUCUCUCUGACCUGCACCCCCCGUCUCCAGUGUUACACGUGCGAAUCAGACAACAGUGAGGAUUGCUUCAAGGAAGUGGAGAUGAAGAAGGAGACUUGUAGGGUUGAUGUUACCCAGUGUUACUACCUCAAGUACGAGGACGCAGCAAGUAAAGCUGUUCACAUUAAACAUGCGUGUGGGGUUGACGACUACCAACAGACUGCCAACCUGAAGACGUGUGAAGCGAUGAGGGCAGCUGCUAACUGUGGGGAGAAUGGAAGGGUUUGUUUUUGUAAGGAGUGUUACGGAAGGUUGUGUAACAGUAGUCCGCUCUACAAGGCCGCCCAGGCACAAACUCAGGCUAUCACUGGCUCUAUUGACUCGCUCAUGUAUUUGAUGAGAGAUUUGAAUAAGUUGUUGAGGGUGGGCAUGUUCGAUUUCAGUAUUAUUAGUGCAGCCAGUAAUACCACAGAAACUUGACCGAUUUAAUUGCUGUUGCAUUUUAUGAUUGUUUCUAUCAGCUCUAAUUCCGUUUGAGUUUGGUAAUCGCUCCAAUUAAUGAUCUCCCAAUUAUUGAGUAUUUGAUUGUUUUAUAUUCCGCUAAUUUAUAAGUUUCUAAGUUUGCAGACAAUGUUAAUUUUUCUUUAAAUUUUCUUUAAA
This is a messenger RNA of Bolinopsis microptera, 5528 nucleotides long. RefSeq lists its product as uncharacterized. NCBI's taxonomy places the organism in Eukaryota, Metazoa, Ctenophora, Tentaculata, Lobata, Bolinopsidae. Gene Ontology annotation, cellular component: membrane. The record is from RefSeq and is a predicted model, not a curated record. The transcript is spliced from 30 exons. The coding region runs from base 75 to 5348 and encodes 1757 amino acids.